UUGACUCAAAUGAAAAAUGAUCAAAAUGACAUAAAAUGUCACAAUAAGUGUAAAAAAUUUAAGCCGAAAAAAUGCCCGAUACAGAGGACAAACCCUUUGGUUUCGGCAGCGCUGUUAAGCGCUUUCGUCCUUUGGGGCUUCACCCAGAACUGAUUACCGUAAACACAACAAAUCCUCUUGGUCCCGGACAAUACGAUCCUAAACCGGCUUGUUGUAAAUACAAAAAUAAUGCAGCCAGUUGGAAGGUAAAAUUAGACAGUGAAGAAUUUUCCAAGUAUUUGGGCUUUCGAAACCCUCAAGUAUUAUGCGAUCGCAUGUUUGAAAGAACCCUUGGAGGGCCAGGAACUUACGAACUUUUUGACUAUAAAGAAAAAGGAGUUUCCACUUUGGAAAACGUUGGUUUUGGGAGUGGAGAAAGAUUUCACUCGGCUAUUAGGGAUGAAACAUUACCACCUGGUUGUCACACUCUCAAAACUUUAACAACAAAAUUUACAAAAACACCAACUUUUGAAUUUGAUGGUAUUACAUCGAGGUUCAAAAACACUGAACCCCCAUAUAGAAAGGCCCCAAAUCGUUACAAAUUACCCACUUAUUGCAUCACAAAUAAAGUUGUUUCAAAAAGAGGCCCUUAUGACACGUUCACCGGACCUCGUGACGAAACAACAAUUAAAAACCACUUUGCUCCUCCUCUUUUUAAAUCACCUGACACUUUUUACGCCAUACCUAGUGCAGUUGACCACCUUCUGUACCACCCGAGCAAAAAAAGGAAUGGUAAAUUCUUGUUGGAAGAGAGGUUCCCGGAAGGUUUGUCUGUAACCGCGACCAAAAAUGGGUUCAGUAUGUUCAUGAGAGAUCCAGAAUAUCCAAGUCCUGCCCAAUAUGAAGUUUCACAAGGGAUCAAAGCGGCCAAAAAAAGUUUGCAUCCUUUUAACAGCUCAAACGUGAAUGCCAGACCCCCAGCAAACUGGAAAAUUCAUCCAGGGCCGGACCGCUACAAGGUAAAAUAUCCCACAUGCCACCAGAAGAGCGUCAAAGGCUCUUGGAUGUUCCUGUCGACGACCGAGCGCGAGUUGGUCAAAGUGGAGAGCUACAGCAAUUUUAUCUACUAAACACCUCUGAUAAAUAAACGAUUAGCACGU
Tribolium castaneum (red flour beetle) is the source of this 1139-nucleotide messenger RNA. RefSeq lists its product as uncharacterized. The record is from RefSeq and is a predicted model, not a curated record. Bases 72 to 1109 code for a protein of 345 amino acids. Lineage: Eukaryota; Metazoa; Arthropoda; Insecta; Coleoptera; Tenebrionidae. The transcript has 5 exons.